Scedosporium apiospermum is the source of this 750-nucleotide messenger RNA. RefSeq lists its product as uncharacterized. Bases 1 to 750 code for a protein of 249 amino acids. Gene Ontology annotation, molecular function: aralkylamine N-acetyltransferase activity. Gene Ontology annotation, cellular component: cytoplasm. Lineage: Eukaryota; Fungi; Ascomycota; Sordariomycetes; Microascales; Microascaceae. The transcript is spliced from 4 exons. The record is from RefSeq and is a predicted model, not a curated record.
AUGGCGCAACAAUGUUUUGAAGAAGUCUUGAAGAGCCUACCUGAGUCCAAGAUCAAGAUCAAGGGCUUAGAACUCAGGUUCAGGCCACUGGGCGUCUCUGACGAACCCGCUUGCAGCGUGGUGGAAACAGCAUUUGAGAAUCCAGACCAUAGAUGCACACCGGAAAAGGUGGGUGUCAUCAGCUGUAUGGAUAUGGUCCCGAUAUCCGACACUUUCACGUAUCGCUUAACCAAGUACUCGAAAGUCUCAUGCGGUCUCUUCGCUGUCAUAGACCCCCAUCACUCCGGUCCCUUGUCAGAAAUAGACCAGCCCACUCUAGCCAAGUUGACAUGUAACGACGAUACGGAUGCGAAGAAGCUAGCUCUGGUUGCCCAUGCAGUUUCUACAAUAGGAAACUCUCCGGUCGUAACGGAUGCCGACAUGGCGUAUCCCAAAGAUUGGCGCAAUGCUAAAACCAACGGCACAAGUCACACUGAGCAUGGCAGGAUCAGGACCAUCUGCCUCCAUUCGCUAGCUAUUCUUCCUCAAUUCCAAGGGUUUGGGCUAGGACCCCUCUUGAUGAAGACCUACGUUAGAUACAUAGAGGAAUCGAAGUUGGCUGAUCGUGUGGCGUUGCUCUGCGAAGACCGACUUAUACCCUUUUACCAAAAGUUGGGAUUCGAACUCCUGGGCCCCAGUGCCGCUCAGUUUGGUGGUGGAGGUUGGUACGACAUGGUCCUCGAGUACAACAAAGAGGAAGUAACCGCAUAA